This is a messenger RNA of Tarenaya hassleriana, 811 nucleotides long. Its product is annotated as probable pectinesterase/pectinesterase inhibitor 20. Gene Ontology annotation, biological process: cell wall modification. Gene Ontology annotation, molecular function: pectinesterase inhibitor activity; pectinesterase activity. The record is from RefSeq and is a predicted model, not a curated record. The transcript has 2 exons. The annotation marks the transcript as partial. NCBI's taxonomy places the organism in Eukaryota, Viridiplantae, Streptophyta, Magnoliopsida, Brassicales, Cleomaceae.
AUUAACUGUUUACGUAAAGGUUGGGUGCCGAGGAGGAAGAGAUCAAGACCGGUUUGGCAACCGCAAGCACGCUUCAACCGGUUCAAGGGUUUCCGUAACGGUCAACUACCGUUAAAGAUGACGGAAAGAGCGCGCGCCGUCUACAACACCGUUGGCCACAGAAAGCUUCUCCAAACGGACGGAGACGCACUCAGCGUUAUGGUGAGCGACACCGUGAUAGUGAGUCAAGACGGAACGGGGAACUUCAGCAGCAUAAACGACGCCGUAUCAGCAGCGCCCAACAACACAAACGGCGCUAACGGCUACUUCUUGAUAUACGUGAUGGAGGGAGUGUACGAGGAAUACGUGUCGAUCCCAAAGAACAAGAAGUACUUGAUGAUGAUCGGCGACGGGAUCAACCGUACGAUCAUCACCGGAAACCGUAGCGUCGGUGAUGGAUGGACCACCUUCAAUUCCGCCACAUUUAUUGUGGUGGCACCGAACUUCAUAGGUGUAAACAUGACGAUGAGGAACACGGCGGGGCCGACAAAGGGUCAGGCCGUGGCGUUGAGGAGCGGCGGAGACCUCAACGUGUUCUACAGUUGCAGCUUCGAAGCCUAUCAAGACACUCUAUACACACAUUCCCUUAGACAGUUUUACCGUGAAUGCGAUGUUUACGGUACGGUCGAUUUUAUAUUCGGAAAUGCCGCCGUCAUCUUCCAAAAUUGCAAUUUAUUUCCACGUCAGCCUCGUCAAGGCCAAGGCAAUGAGGUUACCGCCCAGGGCCGCACUGAUCCCAACCAGAACACAGGUAUCUAUCUCAUCACAUCGG